CAUUGCAAGGCAAGUUAAAUCGUACCUCCUCGCUCCAAUUUGAAACCCCCCUCCGGCGAAAAUGGUGAUGGAACUUCCUCAAUGGUUUGUUCCAGCUUCGUGCGUCUUCAUCUUGAUUUGUAUAUCCACUCUGAUACUCAGGCGAGAUGGGAAACGGAAAAGCCUUCCACCUGGCCCGCCCGGCUUGCCUGUCAUCGGCCAUCUUCAUCUCAUGAAGCCACCCAUUCACCGAACUCUUCAGAAACUCAGUGAGAAAUACGGCCCCGUCAUGUUCCUUCGCUUCGGCUCUCUCAAAGUUCUGGUGGUCUCUUCGCCAUCGGCCGUGGAAGAAUGCUUCACCAAGAACGACAUCGUUUUCGCCAACCGCCCUGCCACACUUGCCGGGAAACACCUCAAUUACGACUACAAGACCGUGGGAUUCGCCCCUUAUGGCGAUCACUGGAGAGGCCUCCGGCGGCUAAUAAAUCAGGAACUUUUCUCUGUGAGCAGACUCUCCAUGUUAAGCGACGUGAGGAUGGAUGAAGUCCUGCUUCUGGUAAAGCAACUGUUCGGAAAGUCAGGACGAAGCUGGAUGAAAGUGGAACUCAGACACAGAUUCGUGGACCUUAUUUUCGAUGUGACGUUGAGGAUGAUCUCAGGGAAGAGGUAUUAUGGGACGGACGUGGUGUCGAAGGAAGCGACGGAUUUUAAGAAUAUGAUGGGCGAAAUUUUCGAACUUCUUAAUCCCGCUGUGGAUGACCUUUUCCCAAUACUACGACGGCUCGACCUCUUUGGGGUGCAAAGAAGGAUGAAGCGAGUGAUGAAGAAGCAGGACAGUUUUCUUCAGAACCUGCUUGACGAGCACAGGAGAAAACGAAGCUCCAGCAGCAACAUUGGCGCCAACCAGGAGAAAAAGACCAUGACCUUGAUUGAAGUCAUGUUGUCUCUCCAAAAAACGGAUCCGGUGUUCUACUCCGACACAAACAUCAAAGGAAUUGCAGCGGCAGUGGUAGCGGCGGGGACGGAAACUUCAGCAUCGACCAUGGAAUGGGCACUUGCAGUUCUGCUGAACCAUCCAGAGGUAAUGGAAAAGUUGAAGACGGAGAUAGACACUCACGUUGGAAAAGAGCGAUUCAUGAAUGAAUCAGACAUACCCAAGCUCACAUAUCUGCAGAACGUAGUGUUAGAAACUCUGCGCAUAUAUCCCGCCGGAGCUCUCGGAGUGCCCCACAUGAACUCAGAGGACAGUACGAUCAGUGGUUACCACGUCCCCAAAGGGACAAUGUUGAUGGUCAACUUGUGGGUGCUGCACAAGGAUCCAAAACACUGGAAGGAUGCCACUAAGUUUAUGCCAGAGAGGUUCGAGAAUGGGCAAGGCUCUGAGGGCUAUAACCUGAUUCCAUUUGGUGCUGGAAGGAGGCAGUGCCCUGGGGCUAAUCUGGCCAAGAGAAUCAUGGCCUUGACUAUUGGAUUGCUGGUUCAGGUGUUUGAGUGGAAGAGGAUUGGGGAUCAGGAGAUCAACAUGAUGGAGGGAGAUGGUCUUACACUCCCCAGACUUGAGCCUCUGGUUGCACUCAUACGGCCACGCCAAGAGAUGCUGCCCCUUCUCUCCAGCUUGUGAAGAUUAUAUGAGAACCUGCGUGUUCAUAGCUAGAGAAUAAACAGUACCGCUUUAUCAUGCCGCUACUUCAUAGUUAGAUGAAUUUUGGAUUCACACGCAAUUUCUUUCAUGCGCGAUACAUGCAAAAGUCCUCGUUUUAUGAAUAAUACUCUUUUGGCUAUAUUUAUAAGUCACCU
Messenger RNA from Neltuma alba, 1776 nucleotides. Its product is annotated as isoflavone 2'-hydroxylase-like. Gene Ontology annotation, molecular function: oxidoreductase activity, acting on paired donors, with incorporation or reduction of molecular oxygen; iron ion binding; monooxygenase activity. Bases 62 to 1600 code for a protein of 512 amino acids. The record is from RefSeq and is a predicted model, not a curated record. The transcript is spliced from 2 exons. Lineage: Eukaryota; Viridiplantae; Streptophyta; Magnoliopsida; Fabales; Fabaceae.